CCUUUGUCUUACCUCGAUCUCGCCAACACUGUCACCAACACAAGGUAGUAAUGAAAGGCUUCAAAGACUGGGUUUUCGCUCUAUCUAACUCAAUGGCAUCAUCUAGACCACUUUUGGGGAGUGACCCUUUUUUCCGUGACUCUCAAGAACAAGAUACCCACUCUCAAGCACCUGCUGCACCAGAACCAGUGACAGGCUUAGAAACACCAUGUUCAACCAGUGGUGAUGUAGAAAUUCAGCCUCCGCUCUCUCAGCAACAAGUUCCACUUGAAAGCUUGUACCAGUCAAGUAUUGAUCUUAACGGAAAGAAACAUAAUCCACUAGCAAAGAUUGGUGACCUCCAAGUGCAGUUCUUACGCCUUGUUCAAAGGUUUGGGCAGUCACAGAAUAAUAUUCUAGUCUCCAAGGUUUUAUAUCGGGUACACCUUGCAAUGCUGAUACGAGCUGAGGAAUCAGAACUUAAAUCUGUAAAACUUAGGCAAGAUAGGGCCAAAGCUUUAGCAAGGGAACAAGAAUCAUCUGGUAUACCGGAGCUUGAUUUCUCACUUAGAAUUCUUGUCCUGGGGAAAACAGGUGUCGGCAAGAGUGCUACCAUAAACUCUAUUUUUGGUCAGUCCAAAAGUGAAACUGAUGCUUUCCGACCGGGCACAGAUCGCAUAGAAGAGGUUAUGGGAACUGUCAGUGGAGUUAAAGUAACCUUUAUUGAUACUCCUGGUUUUCACCCACUGUCAUCUUCUAGCACAAGAAAAAACCGAAAGAUUCUCCUCUCUAUCAAGAGAUACGUUAAGAAGCGUCCACCUGAUGUGGUUCUUUACUUGGACCGCCUUGAUAUGAUCGACUUGCGAUACAGUGAUUUCUCCCUCCUGCAGCUUAUAACUGAAAUCUUGGGUGCAGCUAUAUGGUUAAACACGAUUCUUGUAAUGACGCAUUCCGCAGCUACUACAGAAGGACGUAAUGGACAAUCUGUGAACUACGAGUCAUAUGUGGGCCAGCGCAUGGAUGUGGUUCAGCAUUAUAUACAUCAGGCUGUGUCUGAUACAAAACUAGAAAACCCUGUGCUGUUAGUUGAGAAUCAUCCAAGCUGUAAAAAGAAUCUUGCUGGUGAGUAUGUUCUUCCAAAUGGGUUGGUAUGGAAGCCUCAGUUUAUGUUUUUGUGCGUUUGUACCAAAGUUCUUGGCGAUGUCCAAUCUUUACUGAGGUUUCGUGACAGCAUUGGCCUGGGACAGCCAAGUAGUACCCGAGCAGCUUCCCUUCCUCAUCUUCUUUCAGUAUUUUUGCGCCGUCGCUUAUCAACAGGUCCAGAUGAAGCAGAAAAAGAGAUAGACGAGCUUCUGAAUUUGGAUUUAGAGGAGGAAGAUGAGUAUGACCAGUUGCCUACAAUCCGUAUCCUUGGGAAAUCUCGGUUUGAGAAGCUGUCAAAGUCCCAGAAGAAAGAGUAUCUCGAUGAGCUUGAUUACAGGGAAACCCUUUAUCUGAAGAAACAAUUAAAGGAAGAAUGCCGAAGACGACGGGAUGAAAAGCUAAUUGAAGAGGAAAAUCUCAGUGACACUGAACAGAGCGACCAAGCAGCUGUUCCACUGCCUGACAUGGCAGGUCCAGACAGUUUUGAUUCGGAUUUUCCAGCUCACAGAUAUCGAUGUGUUGUGUCAGGUGACCAGUUGCUCGUAAGACCUGUCUAUGAUCCACAAGGUUGGGAUCGCGAUGUGGGAUUUGAUGGAAUAAAUAUUGAGUCGGCUGCAAAAAUAAAUAGGAAUCUAUUUGCUUCAGCUACAGGACAGGUGAGCAGCGACAAGCAACGUUUCACUAUCCAAUCCGAGACUAAUGCAGCUUAUACUAGAAACUCUAGAGAACAGACGUUCGCUGUAGCUGUUGACCUUCAAUCAUCAGGAGAAGAUCUGGUGUACUCGUUCCAGGGCGGCACUAAGCUCCAAACAUUUAAGCACAACACAACUGAUCUUGGAGUUGGUUUGACAUCUUUUGGUGGGAAAUACUAUGUGGGCGGAAAGCUUGAGGAUACCUUAUUGGUUGGGAAGAGGGUGAAGUUAACUGUGAAUGCAGGUCAGAUGAGGGGUUCAGGGAAAACAGCACACGGCGGGAGCUUUGAAGCUUGUUUCAGAGGGAGAGAUUACCCGGUUAGAAAUGAGCAAAUCGGUGUGACAAUGACGGCUCUGUCUUUCAACCGAGAGCUGGUCUUGAACUAUGGUUUACAGACUCAGCUUAGACCAGCCCGGGGCACGAACAUAGACGUCAACAUAAACAUGAACAAUAGGAAAAUGGGGAAGAUAAACGUGAAACUCAACAGCUCUGAGCAUUGGGAGAUUGCUUUGAUAUCAGCGUUAACGAUGUUCAAGGCUUUAGUACGGCGGAGGAAGAGUGAAAUGACAAAGGAAAAUGAAGAAGAAGAGUUGUGACUUUUCUGCGUUCCUGGUUUCUCUCGAAAAUUAGGUAAAGAAAAGAUAUUCUGGACACAUAUGAAUAGGUAACUGAUGUAAGAGAUAUUUGGAAGACAGAACAUGCACAUCUCCUUCAAUUGUUCUAUAUAUUAUACUCUUGUCUUGUUGAUAACUGAUGUGCAUGAGUCUCGUUGGUCUAGUGUGAAAUGUUUAUGUGGUCGUUAGAACAGAUUUUGGCUCUCAAAUAUGAUGCAAAAAUCAAAAUGUUAGUCAUUU
Arabidopsis arenosa is the source of this 2669-nucleotide messenger RNA. The record is from the annotation of a GenBank genome assembly. Lineage: Eukaryota; Viridiplantae; Streptophyta; Magnoliopsida; Brassicales; Brassicaceae.